Molecule: messenger RNA, 414 nt
Organism: Menidia menidia (Atlantic silverside)
Lineage: Eukaryota; Metazoa; Chordata; Actinopteri; Atheriniformes; Atherinopsidae
Source: the annotation of a GenBank genome assembly
AUGCCGGGACACAAGCUGGUAUUGGGUGAGUGGACCAGGGCUGUGCCUCAGAAUGCGCUCGCCCUCUGCUUUUGUGUGUCCGGCGCACCAUACUGCGUCACAGCUGCCCUCAAAGCCGCCCGGCUCCGAGGCGCAUUACGCGGGGAAUGCAGCGGUAACAUCCCGCAAGUUUGUGAGGGUGUGAGCGGCUUAGUGGCUGUGGAGAAAUCCAGAAAUCAAAGAUCUCUGUGGGCUACCUGCAUGACCGUUACCAUGACAGCAUCUGGAGCCCAACUCCUCCUGUUGGCCUUAUGUGUUUACGGAGGCUCAGGCCUGCAGCAGUCUGCUCCACGGCGAGUCUCUUUGUUCCCCGAGGCGCCUGUGGAGGAGGUUUUCGGGGCGGCCGGAGGACAUGUGACUCCUCUGAGCGAAUGA